AGCGCCCGGAGCUUCCCGCGCCCGCCCCCCGCCCCACUCCGCCGCCGCCGUCCCUCCCGCGCCGCCGCCGCCCCCGCGCCGCGCCGCGCCGAGCCGAGCCCCCGCCGCCGGGCGGGGGAGGAGGAUGGAAACACCCUUCUACCAUGAUGAUGUGUUGAGCGCGCUCGGCAGCGGCUUCGCCCCGUCGGCCGGCGGCAGCAGCAGCGGCCUCCUCCCGCCCUUCCCCGGCGGCAGCAUGAUGAAGAAGGACGCGCUGGGCCUGGCGCUCAGCGACCAGGUGGUGGCCGGCCUGAAGGCGCCCGGCGGCGCCGGCCCCGCGCACCCGCACCCGCACGCGCACCCGCACCCGCACGCGCGGGCCGAGGCGGCGGGCGGCAGCGGGGAGGCGCCCGCGCUGCUGGGCUCGCCCGAGCUGGGGCUGCUCAAGCUGGCGUCGCCCGAGCUGGAGCGGCUCAUCAUCCAGUCCAACGGGCUGGUGACCACCACGCCGACCAGCGGCCAGUUCCUCUACCCCAAGGCGGCGGCCAGCGAGGAGCAGGAGUUCGCCGAGGGCUUCGUCAAGGCGCUGGAGGACCUGCACAAGCAGAACCAGCUGGGCCCCGCGGCCGGGCCCGGCGCCGCCGGGGACCUGCCCGCCGCCAGCCUGGCGCCCGCGCCGCCGCCGCCGCCCGAGCCGCCGGUCUACGCCAACCUGAGCACCUACCCCGGCCCCGCCGGCACCUACGCCCCCGAGCCCGUGCCCUACCUGGCGCCGGGCCCCGCCGCGCAGCACCCGCGCCUGCAGCCGCCGCCGCUCAAGGACGAGCCGCAGACCGUGCCCGAGGCGCCCAGCUUCGGCGAGAGCCCGCCGCUCUCGCCCAUCGACAUGGACACGCAGGAGCGCAUCAAGGCGGAGCGCAAGCGGCUGCGGAACCGCAUCGCCGCCUCCAAGUGCCGCAAGAGGAAGCUGGAGCGCAUCUCGCGGCUGGAGGAGAAGGUGAAGAGCCUCAAGAGCCAGAACACGGAGCUCGCCUCCACCGCCAACCUGCUGCGCGAGCAGGUGGCGCAGCUCAAGCAGAAGGUGCUCAGCCACGUCAACAGCGGCUGCCAGCUCCUGCCCCAGCCGCAGCACCAGGUGCCGGCCUACUGAGCGCCCCGGACUGUGCCCGGCCCCGGGACUGUGCCGGGCCGGGCCGCGCUCCCGCCCCGCCCGCCCCGCCCGGACUCUUCCUUUUUGCUCUAUUUAUGUCCGUGCCGGGCCCCGCGCCCUUUGUUCUCCGCACAUUCCAGCGCGCGGCCCGUGCAGUAAAGCGCCGUGCCCGGA
This is a messenger RNA of Alligator mississippiensis (American alligator), 1303 nucleotides long. It is a transcript of the gene JUND, whose product is annotated as JunD proto-oncogene, AP-1 transcription factor subunit. Gene Ontology annotation, cellular component: transcription regulator complex. Gene Ontology annotation, molecular function: DNA-binding transcription factor activity, RNA polymerase II-specific; RNA polymerase II cis-regulatory region sequence-specific DNA binding; transcription factor binding. Gene Ontology annotation, biological process: regulation of cell population proliferation; regulation of cell cycle; regulation of transcription by RNA polymerase II. The record is from RefSeq and is a predicted model, not a curated record. Bases 125 to 1129 code for a protein of 334 amino acids. NCBI's taxonomy places the organism in Eukaryota, Metazoa, Chordata, Crocodylia, Alligatoridae. The transcript has a single exon.